Didymodactylos carnosus is the source of this 903-nucleotide messenger RNA. The record is from the annotation of a GenBank genome assembly. NCBI's taxonomy places the organism in Eukaryota, Metazoa, Rotifera, Eurotatoria, Philodinida, Philodinidae.
AUGAAACAGCAUUCAAGUCAUGGAAUUUUUACAUCAUUGAUAGUUAUCAAAAUAGUUUGUACUCAAGAAUGGAAUUAUCAUGAACUUGCUGAAGAUAUGUGGCCUUAUAUCUAUGUAUCAUGUGGUAGUACUCAGCAGUCACCUAUUGAUAUUCAAACCUCAAAUACAAAAUAUUCUAAAUUUGAGACGUUUAAAUUUUCUGCUGAUUAUGAUACAUUAAUAAAUUUUACUCUACAAAAUAAUCACUAUUCGAUUCGUACAUUUGACUCAAUACAGGAAAAGUUAUUAACGUUAGAAGGUGGAGGUUUACCAGGUACAUUUACAUUUCGACAAUUUCAUAUCCAUUGGGGCGAAAAUAUUCAUCAAGGAAGUGAACAUCAAGUAAAUGGAAAGAAAUUUUCAGGUGAAAUACACUUUGUCUACCUUAAUUUUGCAACAAAUCAAACAGCUGUUUUAAGUUUUUUAAUCGAAGUGAUUAAUAAUCAAACACUAGAGAAUGAAAUUGACUAUAAUACAACAUCAUUGUGGCAUAGUUAUAUUGAAAAAGCAUUGUUACUAAAUGGAGGUAAUAUAACAUAUUUUAUGGGAAAUUUAAGUGAAUUUAUUCCUGUUCAUAAUCUAUCAAAAUUUUAUCGAUAUUACAACGGUAGUCUAACCGUACCACCAUGUUCCGGAAACGUUAUUUGGACAAUAUUUAAUAAUACAAUUAAAUUUCUAGAAGAUGAUAUAACAGCACUUCAUAAGAUUAUUACAGAUUACAAUUUUCGUGAAAUUCAACCACUUAAUGGAAGAAUUGUCUCUGCUAGCUUUAGAGAUGAUCAAUUCGACACAGGACAGAUAUUACGCAUAAAACAAUGGAUACUGUUUAUUUACAUUAUAAUAAUAUACUUUCCUAACUAUUAA